Messenger RNA from Cylicostephanus goldi, 512 nucleotides. The record is from the annotation of a GenBank genome assembly. NCBI's taxonomy places the organism in Eukaryota, Metazoa, Nematoda, Chromadorea, Rhabditida, Strongylidae.
AUGGGAACCGAGGAGACUACGAAUAGCAUGACGAGGGAUACUAGGGGAAUCAUUCCACGAUUGGUGGAUGCGUUGUUCCGACAAAUUUGCGAGUGUGGUUCAAACAUCAAGUUUCAAGUGUUUGUUUCAAUGCUGGAAAUCUAUGAUGAGAAAGUUCACGAUUUGCUGUGUCCAUCAAAAGAGCCUCUUCAAGUGCGAGAACAGAAUGGAAUGGUCUUUGUACAAGGAUUGUCAAAAAGCAGAGUGAGUAACCUAGUUGAAACGAUGGCUCAACUCGAGAAAGGAGGAGUCUUGCGAAGUAAAGGCGGGACAGCAAUGAACGCACAGAGCAGCCGAUCUCAUGCAAUCUUCACUAUAACUCUGGAAAAGUCGGACAUUAGUGAUGAGCAAAGUUGUUUCACAGCGAAACUGCACUUGGUAGACCUUGCAGGAUCCGAAAGGUUGAAGAAAACCCAAGCUGAAGGCACUCGCAUGAUGGAAGGCAUUCGUAUCAAUGAAGGUCAGUGUUAAUU